ACCUCACAGUGAUUGUUUCCAGGUGUUAUGGUGUCCACUAUAACCGGCAAGUCUUAAACGCUAGAAUCGGGAAAGAGUAAGAAGCUUCGAAGUCAUUGUGAUAGAGGCCCCAUCACAGACUCCCGUGCGUUUUGGGGCCAAGCAAGCAUUCUCACGACGCCUUGACCUCACAGUGAUAGUUCCCAUGUGUUUUGGUGUUCACUGUAACCGCCAAGUCUUAAACGCUAGAAUCGGGAAAGAGUAAGAAGCUUCGAAGUCAUUGUGAUAGAGUGGGCCCAUCACAGACUCCCGUACGAGGCUUUCGACCCCGACUGAAGUAAAGGAUUAUAUGAUAAGUGAUUCCUCAAGUGAAGAAGGAGCACAGUGGAGGUUUGGAGGACGUACGCUUGGUGAAAGUCCCGCGAGAAAGAAACGAAAGAAAGAAGGAAGGAAAAGGAGUAAGAAAGAACGUUCGAACGCAAGUUAGAAAGAAAGAAAGAAGGAAAGAAAAGAAGCAAGAAAGAACGAGCGAACGGAAGUUAGAAAGAAAGGAUAGAAGAAAGGGCACAGGAAAAGCUUACAAACUCAGCUACAAUUAAUUAUUUUUCUAGUGAUUCAUGGACAAUUAGUGAAGAAUGGAAGCUCUGAGUCCUUAGGAAAACAAUAAUCACUCGUGUCUUUCAAUAAGUUACGAAAUGGCUACAGGCCCGUGAGGGAGGCUUCUGUGGCGGAUGCUUCCUCCACUACGAACUUUAUUUCCACAAACGUACUGCCCUCAUCACAGCCACCAUCAUCAUCAGUCAACUGUAGGACAAACAAAGCCUUUCCCGAUCGAGAACUUUCCGCGUUUUCCCAGCUGGUGCUUGUGAAGGAGCUACUGAUAGUACACUCAUUCUUCAAGAACCAACAUGACCAGGCUGCCGUAGAGGACAUCAACACGUAGGAGCUCAACAAAGGACAAUACAGUGAAAGGAUAUCGCUGUAGGAAAGGCUUAUAUUAAGUCCCACGCCUACUGUAGGACUGCUUCGUUCUGUAGGAGAUCAACUAAGGAAAAGACAGUUGAAGGAAGUCGCUGUAGGAAAGGCUUAAAGUCCUACGCCUUCUUCAGUGGUGCCUCGGUUCUGAAGGAGUUGCAAAUAUACUCAUUCUCAUCGCUGAAGGGCCUCGUGAUGCUGGGGAAGGUGAUGCAGCUGCUGAUGGUGGUGGUUUUGGCGGUGGCGGUGUCGGGAAAGGUCGCCGACGUCACCCCGCCCGCCGCCGAUGUGACGCCGACCUGCCGCGACGGUCCCCGAGGCUCCACGUGUGUCUUUGUCAACGCUGUGCAGGAAGUGGAGGUCGGUGACGGGAGCGUGGUGGUGGCGGCGGCGGGCGUUGCAUCACAUCCGGUCACGUUCCCCUGCCCGGCAACCCUCGACGUCACCAACUCCUCCAUCAACAUCACGAGACGGAGGGCUACAGCGGUGGCACCCGGCCCGUCACGCACGUCGCGGCCUUCCCUGAAUGCGACCCAGACAAAUGUGACGGCGCCACGCGUGGUGUCGGGUGGCCCGUCACACGCCUCCUACCCUUCUCUGAACACAGCGGAGACAACGGAGACAAACGUAACAACCUCCGAGGCCGUGCCGUCUAGUCCGUCACACGCGUCUCAGCCUUCCCUCAACACGACGGAGACAAAGGUGACAACUUCCCAGGCCGUGCCGUCUGGCCCGUCACACGCGCCACAGCCGGAGACAAACGUGACGGCUCCAUUGGCGGUGCCGUCCGGGCCGUCACACGCGCCACAGCCUUCCCUCAACACGACGGAGACAAACGUGACAACCUCCCAGGCCGUGCCGUCUGGCCCGUCACAGCCUUCCCUCAACACGACGGAGACAAACGUGACGGCUCCAUUGGCGGUGCCGUCCGUGCCGUCACGCCCGUUCCAACCCCGCUCGGGUAGGAUGGGGAGAGCUGUGAGGAGGCCACACUUCGUCUCCGUCGGCAGCGGCAGCCCUAAACUGAGGAACACAUCGGAGGUGUCGCCGCCGCCGCCGCCGCCGCUGCCGCCGCCGCCGCCGCCGCUGCCGCCGCCGCCACAGGAGUGCAUCGUGAAUGUCUCGGCGCGGCACUCAACGUUCCGGGAGGUGCGGGGUCACUUCGACGCGGCACAGUUCGAGAACAGCAAGAUCGUCCUUCUGUAUGGAACGUACGACGGGGAGUUGGUUUUGAGGGACUCUGAGGUGGCGAACAUCUCCCUGAGCGGCGAGACAGUGACGAUCCAAGACACCAAGAUCGAGCUGAUCAAUGGCCUGACGGUGAAGCGGCGCCUGGAGAUGCGGCGCGUGGAGGUGGGACGCGUGGCCCGGGGCGGCCUGAUGGUCUACUCCCUGGGGCAGAAGGCGGCGCGGCAGCCACACUCCCUGAGCCACGUGACUAUGGAGCGGAUGGAGGCCAAGUCCCUGGUGGUGACCGGGGCGUUGGUCAAGAUGGCUGACGUGAGCGUGGACGUGCUGGCCAAGGACGCGAUCACCGUGCGGAACGGCGGCGUGCUGAUCCUGACCCGUGUGGCGCUGCACGGCUGCAAGUCCUUCCAGUGCCUCACCCUGCAGCGCGGCGCCAGGCUCGUCCUCAGGAACACAACCAUCAGGAACAGAACGAUCACCAAGAUGGACCUUCGGCCUACCUCAGAGGCCGACAUGUACCCGCUGCUCGCCCUGGUGUCCACGGAUGACCACCCGCCCCUCAAGGUCACCUUCGAUUGGUACUGGGUCAUACUCAUGGGCGUGUGCGGGGUGGUCGCUGGCUUGGUGAUCGGCAGCGCCCUUAUGUGGAGGCGACAGAGCCCCCGUGUGUGCCCCGCCUCCACCUUCACCCUGGCUGACCUCCUCUCCCAUGACCAGCUGCAGGAGGGCGGCAACACCCAGAACCACCUGGUAGACAACGCCACGAGCCAGUUUCGGCCAUCCAUCUUUACCAGGCAGGACUCGGGCCUCACGUCCUCUUCAUUCGGCUCCUACGCGAACCUCCAGACGCCCCCAUCAACCCUUAUGACGAUAACCACGGAGUCGAAUUCUGUGGACUGAUUAAGGCCAAAGGGACCGUCGAGUCUCAGAAAACUGUCGCCCAUUCUCGUACACGGCUUCUGUAACGUCCAUUUCUUACAUCAAUCGUGUCUAAAUAAUUGGACAGCAGAAUUAUGAGUCUAAUUUCUCAUCUGUAUUGCCUAAGGUACAGGUGAUGCAAUCUGGUUAGCGUCGGAGGUGAUCAGUCAGUUACCAAAGUCAACGGCUGAAACGGAGAGGAACAUGGCGAGAGUAAACACUAAACAGCUCUCAGUGGAGUCCAAGACAUUCCCAGCCGCUCACACUCAAAAGGACCAACUUCAGCUCAUUGUGACUGUGAGUAAACGGGUCUCCAAACAGACACCGGUGAACGAGAAUUGACAGAUAUACAGACACACUGAUUCAUUGCUUGUGAUUGUGUGUUGUUGUUUAAGAUCUUGUUCCUCUGUAGGGCGAUCUGUCGACGAGGAAUAUAUGCCGUGCGUGAAAUGUGACAGGUUGGUGAAAGACAUGAAUGUUUGCAUGCGUCUACUAUUGGGGACUUUGUGUAUACCGCAAAUGUGAGAUUGACGCGAAAUUGCGAUAUGCGAAGCGAAUGAAUUGGUGUAUAUAAAGAUAGCCUACAACGGGACAGUGUUGAGCGGAAAAAAAGAAUGGGAGAUUAUGGUGUUUUGGAGUGUUAAUUAAGUUAGCAGUGAAGAAAUGUACGCGGCAUAUGAUGGUGUGCACGAGUACUGAAGAAAAGAAGAAAAUAAGUGUUAACCAGAGAGACUAUAUAUGGUUAGUGUGCUGGCGUCGGAACAGUCAAGAGAGAGAGAGAGAGAGAGAGAGAGAGAGAGAGAGAGAGAGAGAGAGAGAGAGAGAGAGAGUAGUAUACAUAAACUAUGAAAUUAUAAAGAUAUAUAGAUGGUUACAUGCUACCAGUGACGAGCUCUCCUGCAUUACGAUACCCAUGAUUAAUUAAAUGACCUGAUUGUUUCACUGUGUUACGCCAGGGGGUAUAUUUUUGGGGGUAUUUGUAUGGGGGGUGCUAGUUUGGGGCGCGGAGGGCUGGGUGGCUACGAUGCCUGAGACGAGAGACAUGCCCUUCUGCCCCUGCAUGCCCUGCCCGCUUCUGUGAGCCCUGUGCGUGUCUGUGCCCCCUCUGAGUACUGGGAUUUACUGUGCCUUGUAAACCAGUGUUCUGUACGUGUUGGAGUUGUUACGUAAAGUGGAAAUCCUGCACUGUGAGCCUCUUUGCCCUGUCUUGCCCCUCGUGGUGUUCUGGCGGCCUUGGGGAGUGUCGGAGUGGUGUGCCUUGCUGGGUGUUCACGGCCCGUUAUGUGGUGGUCUGGGGUUGUGGCACACCGCCUGCCCGUGCUUGGAGUCCGGGGUGUAACAACUUAUUAAAAUAGUCUACGAAUAAACUAUCAUUUUCUUUAAUGUUGUUAGCGGGGUGACUUUAAUAAAAUGAAAUACACGGCGAACUUCACUAGACCGUCUUUAUUUGACAGUAUCCUCCUCUCAAAGACUUGCCGCAGAGUUAUACAAGUAAAGCAUAAUAGAGUUCGUGUGGUCAAAAGUGUAUUAUGAGAUUGAUAUGUUUUCCCAUCUGUUACAAUUAUUUCUAUGCGUAUAUGACCUGCCCAAGUUAUUUUCUUAUUCCUAAUCAAUAAAACAUGCUCAACCUUUGUCA
Eriocheir sinensis (Chinese mitten crab) is the source of this 4696-nucleotide messenger RNA. RefSeq lists its product as uncharacterized. Lineage: Eukaryota; Metazoa; Arthropoda; Malacostraca; Decapoda; Varunidae. The record is from RefSeq and is a predicted model, not a curated record. Bases 1150 to 3042 code for a protein of 630 amino acids. The transcript is spliced from 3 exons.